AUGGAAUCUGAGAACCUCACCUCCGUCACAGAGUUCAUCUUGGUAGGGCUCUCCAACCACCGCAAGACACAGAUUCUCCUCUUUGUGGUCAUCCUCAUAUUCUACUCAUUUACCUUUUUGGGGAACCUGGUCAUCAUCAUGCUGGUACUGGCCGACCCCCACCUCCAUACACCUAUGUACUUCUUCCUGACUCAGCUCUCUGGCCUGGAGAUAUGUUAUGUCACCUGCACUGUGCCCCAGAUGUUAGCUCAUCUCUUGUCUGGGAAUGGAGCUAUCUCCUUUGCCCGUUGCGUGACCCAGAUGUACCUUGGGUUGUCCCUGGGUAGCACUGAGGCUCUUCUGCUUGGUGCCAUGGCUUAUGAUCGCUAUGUGGCCAUCUGCCAGCCCUUGGUCUAUGCUGUUGCCAUGGAUAAAUGGCACCAGUUGCAGCUUUCCUCAGGCUCCUGGGUGGGCGGCUUCCUGCUCUCCCUGAUGAAUGUGGCCUGCACUCUUCGCUUCCCCUUCUGUGGCCCCAACUUCAUUAAUCACUUCUUUUGUGAGAUGCCAGUAGUGUUGAAACUUGCAUGUGCUGACACCCGGGUUACGGAGGCUGUCGUUUUUGGAGCAGCUGUGCUUAUCCUUCUAGUGCCCCUUUCUGUUAUCCUGACCUCUUACGGACUCAUUCUGUCUUCUGUGCUACAAAUGAAGUCAGCUGCUGGUCGGAGCAAAGCUUUCUCUACAUGUGCUUCCCACCUGGCAGUGGUCACUUUGUUCUACGGCACGGUUAUUUCUAUGUAUAUGAGACCCAGGUCAGGGACAACUCCAGACAGUGACAAGAAAAUUGCUUUUUUCUACAUUGUGGUCACCCCACUUCUCAACCCUAUCAUUUAUACCUUGAGGAACAAGGACGUCCAUGGGGCAGUGGCCAAAUUGCUACAAAGAGUGUCUUGGAAGAAGAAAGGAUGAAUGUUGCCAUCCUACUUAUUUGACUUGGAUGUUAUCCAAGGGCUGAGAUGGAUUGAUUUUUACAUCUGGCAUUCA
Molecule: messenger RNA, 1020 nt
Organism: Lacerta agilis (Sand lizard)
Lineage: Eukaryota; Metazoa; Chordata; Lepidosauria; Squamata; Lacertidae
Product: olfactory receptor 2D3-like
Exons: 1
Coding region: 1-945 (314 amino acids)
Biological process (GO): G protein-coupled receptor signaling pathway
Cellular component (GO): membrane
Molecular function (GO): G protein-coupled receptor activity; olfactory receptor activity
Source: RefSeq, a predicted model, not a curated record